This is a messenger RNA of Phialemonium atrogriseum, 1563 nucleotides long. Its product is annotated as FolC bifunctional protein. The record is from RefSeq and is a predicted model, not a curated record. Lineage: Eukaryota; Fungi; Ascomycota; Sordariomycetes; Cephalothecales; Cephalothecaceae. Gene Ontology annotation, biological process: tetrahydrofolylpolyglutamate biosynthetic process. The transcript has a single exon. Gene Ontology annotation, molecular function: ATP binding; tetrahydrofolylpolyglutamate synthase activity. Gene Ontology annotation, cellular component: cytosol; cytoplasm; mitochondrion. The coding region runs from base 1 to 1563 and encodes 520 amino acids.
AUGGCUUCCUCCCCCACCACCCGCACCUACGAGGAAGCCCUCCGCCUCCUCUCCCAGCUCCAAUCCAACAAGGCCGUCACCAACCUCUUCACGCCACCCACUUCCACCACUACCACCACCAAGCCCGCAGUCGACCUCAACGCCCUCGCCAUCCCAGAGAUGCACGCCUGGCUCCGCCGCGCAGGCUACACCCCAGCCGACCUAUCCGCGCUGCGGUGCGUGCAUGUGUCCGGCACCAAGGGCAAAGGGUCCGUCUCGGCGCUGACGGCGUCGAUCCUGACGCGGUGGUGGCAGCACCAGCAGCAGCAGCAGCAGCAGCACGUCGUCGUCGGGCCGGUGGGGACGUACUCGUCGCCGCACGUGGCGAGCGUGAGGGAGCGCAUCGCCGUCGACGGACGGCCCGUGGACCGGGAGACGUUCGCGCGGUACUUCUUCGAGGUGUGGGAUCGGCUGUCGGAGGCGGCGGUGCGGGAGGACGGGGUGGCGGCGGGGGAGGCGGCGGGCCCGUCGACGAAGCCGUUUUAUUUCCGGUUCUUGACGAUUCUUGCUUUGCAUGUGUUUGUGCGGGAGGGGUGUCGGUCAGCGGUGGUGGAGUGCGGGAUUGGCGCCGAGUAUGACGCUACUAAUGUGUUGCCUGAGGGGGCGGUCACGGCGGCGGUGGUGACGCAGCUUGGGGUCGAUCAUGUUGCUAUGCUGGGGGGGACGGUGGAGGAGAUUGCGUGGCAUAAGGCGGGGGUGUUCAAGAGGGGGGUGAGGGCUUUCACGAGGGGGGCUGGGCCGGGGAGGGAGGGCGUCAUGGAGGUCCUAAGGGGGAGGGCGGCGGAGAAGGGGGCGGUGCUGGUGGAGGUUGAUGACGCUGAGGUCGAGGCUUGGGGAGGCGUCGCGGACGCGGCGCUGCAGGGGCCGUUCCAGAAGUAUAACAUGGCGCUGGCUGUCGCCGCCGCGAGGGAGCACAUCCUGAGGCUGGGCGGCCGGUUCGACGGGGAGUUCGCAAAGGACGAUUACCCGCUGCGGUCGAUGCCGCCGGAAUUCGAGGCCGGCCUCAGGGAGGCGACCCUUAGAGGCCGCUGCGAGGUGUAUGUGGACGGAGACGGUGUCGAGUGGUUCCUGGACGGGGCUCACACCGAGGACAGCCUUGCCGGUAUUGGGCAGUGGUUUGCUUCCCGGGCGGCCGGGCCUGAUGUCCGGAGAGUCUUGCUCUUCAACCAGCAAGACAGGGAUCCAGCAGCCCUGUUGCCAGCGUUGCUGGCAUCCUCCAAAGCCGGCAUCGGUUCGGCGAGAGCGUUCGAGUACGCCGUUUUCACGAGGAACGAGGAGAAAAUGCCAGCGGCCGGGGAGCCGUCUCGAGACCUUGCGGUCCAGACCAAAGCGUGCGAGGUGAUGAGGAACUUCGACCCUGAGACCCGAUGCGUCACGCAGGCGGCGGUGGAGCCUUCGAUGGAACUGGUUAGGGGUUUUGCUAGGGAGGCAAAGGAGGAAGGGAAGCAUUGCAAAGUGCUGGUUACAGGGAGUUUUCAUCUUCUCGGUGCUGUGAUCAAAUCUAUCGAGCAUGUUGAGUGCUAG